Molecule: messenger RNA, 2001 nt
Organism: Fusarium fujikuroi IMI 58289
Lineage: Eukaryota; Fungi; Ascomycota; Sordariomycetes; Hypocreales; Nectriaceae
Product: related to CHA4-transcription factor
Exons: 5
Coding region: 1-2001 (666 amino acids)
Biological process (GO): DNA-templated transcription; regulation of DNA-templated transcription
Molecular function (GO): zinc ion binding; DNA binding; DNA-binding transcription factor activity, RNA polymerase II-specific
Source: RefSeq, a predicted model, not a curated record
AUGGAGGAAACGCCAAUGGGCGAGUCCAUCAAGAUAUCCUGUGAACGAUGCCGUCGCCGCAAGAUAAAAUGUGAUCGAAAACGACCGUGCUCGCGGUGCAUCAAGGCUGGCACCGAAUGUAUCCUCAGCGGUAGUGGAGAGAAGCAACGGCCAAUAUCUAAAGGCUAUGUUCAAGCUCUAGAGGGUCAAGUGGCAUCUCUGGAGCUACUGCUUCGCAAGCUCGCCGUUGCUGACAGCGCUGAGAGAGAUGAGAUGCUGUCCGAGAUAGCUCUCUCACCACCAGCCUCACUCGACAUUACACAAAAGUCGCAGAUUGACCAUGCCAAGUCAAAUACUGACCCAAAAGUUGUAGCUGCGCAGGUCCGCUCAGGACAGCUGAGACGCCCUCGAUCGAGCCAUGCCACUCAGUUCUUUGGCGGCACCAGCGCCUUUCACAUCCAUCUCUCACAAGAGGUCUCAUUAUCCCCAGAUGAGAUAUCUACUCACCUCGAAUCCAACUCCACACCGCUCAUGAUGAACAUACCGGAAGUGAGCGCUUCCAGCAGCCCGAGAGACCCGAGCUUUGUCUACGCACCUCACGAUGAGACUUCCCAGGCGUGCAUGGCUGCCUAUUUCAAGUAUCAAUAUCAGUUCCAUAUGCUCAUCUACAGAGAGUACUUCUUACGAGACUAUGAUGUUGGCUCGGGAAGAUACUACUCAGAUGCUCUGCUCUUUGCUAUCUGCUCGCUUGGCGCCAUGCAGCUCGACGAUUCCCGCUCAGUGUCCGAUAUCUUUGCCCACCAGGCCCAGCAACUGAUCUACGCAGCUCUCGACAGUCCAGAACUCACCACCUUGCAGGCCUUGGCCUUGUUGGGUUACCGUGAGAUUGGUGUAGGUCAUACGUCAAAGGGAUGGCUCUUUGCUGGUAUGGCUUUCCGACUUGCCCACGAGAUGGGCCUUCACCUUGACCCAAACAACUGGGACGCUUCGACAGAAGGAACAUCAAAUCGUGACACGGAGAUUCUUAGAAGAGUCUACUGGGCUAUAUUCAUUGCCGACAAGCAAUUGAGUCUCUACUUUGGAAGACCACCAGCUCUGCACCCCAGCGAAUCAGACGUCCGCAACACUAUCAGACUGCAGUACCCUCCAGACUGGGAGGGUUUGCUGGAUACAUACAUCUGUAAAGGUGCUUCGGCAACAGAAUUCGAAGACGGAGUUGCCCUUGUUGGAUCCUUCAUCUACCAGGCAGAGCUGUGCAAGAUCGCCCAUCUCAUGAUCACGGAUCUCUUCGAGAACCGUCGAGGUAACGUCGACGCCACCGUGGCUGCAGCCAGGUCACGACAAAUACACGUGUCGCUCACAAAGUGGCUAUCGAGUCUUCCCGGUACUCUACACUGGAACCAAUGGACUGUAGGCGUGGUGCAACCCUCGGUGCUUCGUAUGCACAUGCUGUUCCACACAAUCAUGAUUAUUCUUCACCGGCCACCUUCGCAUAUGUACGAGAAACAAGGUAUUGCCGAAAGUGAAGACGUGGAGAUCUGCUACGAGUCGCUGCAGGCUAUCCUGCGCCUGAUGAGAACAUAUUCGCGACACUAUCGAUUCCGCUCAUUGCCGCUGGACUUUGUCCAGACUCUAUCCACGGCAGCUGGAACCAUUAUGAUGAAGAGGUUCUUCCAGGGAGCCUCGUGGGAAGACUCAGACAUUGCACGGUCACUCUCGACCGUCAUUGACGCAAUGGAGGAAGUACAGCACACCUGGCCGUGCAUGGGUGAGAUCAAAGAUUAUGUCGUACGGGCACGCAAUGCACAGGUUGUGAUGCCCCCGGAAGAUCCUCUCAUUGGGCCAGAUCUCAUGAACGGCCUAGAGCUGGGUCACAAUGUCACGGCUGAGCUCAUGGCUCAAUGGGGUGAAGAGUUAGGUACACUUGUGACGGACGAGUUCUUGAGUAUGCAACUUCAGGGUUCAGAACAAGGCGUGAUGGCGCCGUUUGACUUCAACCAAUCACCCCUAGGGCCACAGUAG